This is a messenger RNA of Exophiala spinifera, 834 nucleotides long. RefSeq lists its product as uncharacterized. The transcript has a single exon. The coding region runs from base 1 to 834 and encodes 277 amino acids. Gene Ontology annotation, molecular function: hydrolase activity. The record is from RefSeq and is a predicted model, not a curated record. NCBI's taxonomy places the organism in Eukaryota, Fungi, Ascomycota, Eurotiomycetes, Chaetothyriales, Herpotrichiellaceae.
AUGGCAACCUCGACAGGCAUGUCUUCAUGCUGCCUCUCCGGCUCCGUGCACAGCGGCACACCCGCCGGUCGCGAAGACACCAUCGGCGGCCUGCCAUGUUACGUGGCUGAACCGUCGUCGGCGGGACCCAAGACCAAGGCGAUAGUCUUCCUCGUCGACAUCUUCGGCUGGAAAUUCAAGAACGUUCGGCUGCUCGCGGACCAGUACGCGAAAGCGGGGUUCACAUGCUACAUCCCGGACGUACACCAGGGGGACAGCCUGCCGAUUGAGUUUCUGCAGUCCGUCGAGCCUCCGUUGAAGAAGAAGGAGCAGGAAGGCAUGCUCGACAAGGCAAAGGAGACGGUCGACGUCAUGGCCACGCUGGGUCCCUGGCUCGCCAAGCACCGCGAAAGCGUGUCGGAGCCGUUGAUCUCAGGCUUCAUCAACACCGUCCGCACCAUCCCGGGCACCGACAAGAUCGGAGCGAUUGGGUUUUGCUGGGGUGGACGGUACGCCAUUCUCCAGGCCCACAGGCGAACCGAGGGCCAGAUAGGAGGCGUCGACGCCGCGUAUGCCUGUCACCCUUCGCUCUUGAGCAUUCCCAGUGACCUCGAGCCCGUGGCUGUGCCGUUGAGUCUUGCUGUCGGCGAGAAGGACAGUCUUCUCGACAUGCAGUCUGUGGAGAAGAUACGCGACGCUUUGGAGAAGACCGGCGUGCCCACCGAAGUCAAGGUGUACAAGGACCAGGUCCACGGCUUCGCAUUGAGAAGUGAUUGGAGUAGCGACGAGGACAAAAAGGCCAUGGACGACGCCGAGAAGCAGGGGAUUGAGUGGUUCAAAAUGUACCUUUCGUGA